Messenger RNA from Notolabrus celidotus (New Zealand spotty), 2988 nucleotides. RefSeq names its product PRP3 pre-mRNA processing factor 3 homolog (yeast) (gene prpf3). Gene Ontology annotation, cellular component: U4/U6 x U5 tri-snRNP complex. Gene Ontology annotation, biological process: mRNA splicing, via spliceosome. The coding region runs from base 207 to 2339 and encodes 710 amino acids. The record is from RefSeq and is a predicted model, not a curated record. The transcript is spliced from 17 exons. Lineage: Eukaryota; Metazoa; Chordata; Actinopteri; Labriformes; Labridae.
GAAUGGUCACGAAGAAGAAGUAACGUCAGUUUCCUCUUCCGGGUCACGUAUUAAAAACGUCGUGUGAACGGCGCGACCAAACAGAAAGUUUUACAGAAACUAAGCAGUUUAAGUGUUUAGUGCUCUCAAACCUACGAGUUUAAAACUGAAUCCAACGCCGUAACAAAUCUAGCAGAGGAAACACAAAGAAUACAAAGACUUGGAGGAUGUCUCUUCCUAAACGGGAGGUGGAGGAGUUGAGGCCAUGGGUGGAGCGUACUGUGAAGAAGGUGCUGGGCUUCUCAGAGCCUACUGUCGUUACUGCGGCCCUGCACUGUGUUGGAAAGGGUCUGGACAAAAGGAAAACCACAGACCAGCUUCGUCCCUUCCUUGAUGACUCUGCUGGAGGUUUUGUGGAGCGCCUUUUUGAAGCUCUGGAGGAAAGCCGCAGUGCCCGUGGUAACAAAGGAACUGGUGAAAAGAACCGCAAGAGGGACCUUAAGGUUUUGCCUGGUUGGUUUCAGGAUGUGUUUGGUGAUGAGGCUGAAUCAGGUCUAAUGAGAGAAACUUCACAGUCAGAAGAUGGGACAGUUGCAAAGCGGAAGCGGGUCCCUCGCUUUGAAGAGGUGGAAGAACCUGAGGUCAUACCUGGACCUCCAUCUGAAAGUCCUGGCAUGCUCACCAAGAUGCAGAUAAAACAAAUGAUGGAGGCAGCCACAAAGCAGAUAGAAGAAAGGAAGAAACAAUUGAGCUUCUCCUCAGUCCCUGCUGGACCGACACAAAUGGAAUCCCCUCCAGUCUCCCGGCUUCUUGGCUCCCAGGCUGCUGCAAGUUCAGGCAGCGCCUCAUCCAUUGCCCCUUCCCAGGCAGCCAGCUUCAUGAACGAUGCCAUCGAGAAGGCUCGCAAAGCUGCUGAGCUACAGGCCCGCAUCCAGUCCCAGUUAGCCAUGAAGCCUGGUAUACUGGGAGCCUUGGGAAACACUGGACCUCAUAACCUGGUGGCUCUGGCUAAUCUACAUGCUAUGGGAAUUGCCCCACCGAAGGUAGAAGUGAAAGAGAUUAACAAGCCAACUCCGCUUAUUCUGGACGACCUGGGAAGAACUGUGGAUGCCAGUGGCAAAGAGGUUGAACUGACACAUCGAAUGCCCACGCUGAAAGCAAAUAUUCGGGCAGUAAAGAGGGAGCAGUUCCGUCAGCAGCUAAAGGAAAAGCCCGGAGAUGACUUGGAGUCCACAUCCUACUUUGACCAACGUGUGACCAUUACGCCAGCUCAGCGCCCUCGCAGGGGUUUCAAAUUCCAUGACCAGGGGCGCUUCGAGAAGAUUGCCCAGCGAAUUAGAACCAAGGCCCAGUUGGAAAAGUUGCAGAAUGAGAUUGCACAGGCAGCAAAGAAGACGGGAAUUCAGGCAUCCACCAAGCUGGCAUUGAUCGCCCCCAAGAAAGAGAUUGGAGAGUGGGAGGUGCCCAACAUUGAGUGGUGGGACUCCUUCAUCCUGCCCUCCAACAUAGAUAUAACACCAGACACAAAAUUUGAAGAGUUGGAGCUCUUCGGUGUGACCAACCUGGUAGAACAUCCGGCCCAAAUUAGCCCUCCAGUUGACACAGAUAAGCCAGUAACGCUGGGUGUAUACCUGACAAAGAAAGAACAGAAGAAACUCAGAAGACAGACACGAAGAGAGGGUCAAAAAGAAGUUCAAGAGAAGGUUCGUCUGGGAUUGAUGCCUCCUCCAGAACCCAAAGUACGCAUCUCAAACUUGAUGAGAGUGCUUGGGACAGAGGCAGUUCAGGACCCCACAAAAGUAGAGGCCCACGUCAGAGCACAGAUGGCCAAAAGACAGAAGGCCCAUGAGGAGGCCAACGCAGCUCGUAAGCUCACAGCAGAGCAGCGGAAAGAGAAGAAGGUCAAACAGUUAAAAGAAGACCUCACUGAUGGUGUUUUUAUUGCAGUUUACCGGAUCCGGAACCUGCAAAAUCCUGCUAAGAAGUUUAAAGUGGAGGCCAAUGCAAACCAGCUGUACUUGACUGGCACAGUGGUUCUGCACAGAGAUGUCAACAUUGUAGUAGUGGAAGGAGGCCCUAAAUCGCAGAAAAAGUUCAAGAGGCUGAUGAUGCACAGAAUCAAAUGGGAGGAGCACAACAGCAAAAGAGAUGAUCCGGACGGUGAUGAUGAUACAAAGAGAAACAACAAAUGCUGGUUGAUUUGGGAGGGAACAGCCAAAGAGCGCAGUUUCAUAGGGGAUAUGAAGUUCAAGCAGUGCCCCACAGAAAACAUGGCCAGAGAACACUUCAAGAAACACGGCACAGAACACUACUGGGACCUAGCGCUCAGUCAAAGUGUGUUGGACUGCACAGAUGACUGAAACCUGCCAAGAAAGAAUUCAGCGCACCUUCUACAACCCCUCCACUCAGACCCACAGCAUCACCAGCCAGUCAACCGUCACUACUGACUAGCUGCCUUCAUCUGAGGACAGAUAGACUUUACCAAGAGACAUGAACAUUAGAACUGGAAGAACAAUAAACCAGUGUGGAUGUUUUGUGCGAGAAUGUCUAACAGAUCAGGGUGUGCAUACCUGCAUCAAUAUUCAUCUCUUUGAUUGCAGGGUAUCCAGUUAGAUAAUAUGUAGUCUGUUUUUAGUACUUUCUGACAGACUACACCGUAUGGUGUAAAUCACUCUCCAGGGGCUUUAUGUGAUGGCAAGAAAUAGUGUCAUAUUAUGUUGUGAUUUUUCUGAUAAAACCCCCAUGUACCCAAAUAAUCCCUGUCUGAGUCAAGUGGUUCAUAAAAGUAGCCCAAUAAUGAAUGACUGCACCAGGAUUGUGCUGACACAUCCAGGGAUGUUACAAAACCGUAAGAUUUACCUUUGUCAUAACAAAGCUUAAAAAGACUCAAGGCACCUAAAUCCAAUUUUGUAUUCCUUUGAAGGAACAAGGCACGCUUUCACCCUUACAGCUAUGUUUCUUUGUUACUACGCAGUCACGGCCUAUAAUAAACAACCAACAUGAACCAGA